Camelina sativa (false flax) is the source of this 802-nucleotide messenger RNA. Its product is annotated as increased DNA methylation 3. Lineage: Eukaryota; Viridiplantae; Streptophyta; Magnoliopsida; Brassicales; Brassicaceae. Gene Ontology annotation, cellular component: nucleus. The record is from RefSeq and is a predicted model, not a curated record.
CGCUCUCUUUCACCCCCGCGACUCAGCAAUUAUUCACCGCCAAGACCACCGUCGAAGACUUACCGGAGUUCUCUACGGUACCCUAAAUCCACCACCUUCUUCUCCGUUUCCGCUUUUUUUUUAGGUAGGUUUGGAGGAUUCUAUAGCUUGUGGAAAUACAGAGAGACACCAUGAACACUGAGAAUAAUAAUCAAACUACUACUACUACUACGACAACUCUCUCGAAAGUGAUCUCUCAUGUUUUUGUCACUGGUACUGCUAAGCAAGGCUCUCUUGGUCCACCCAUCGGUCUUGUCGAUAUUGGCGUUAGCGAAGCUGCCUACAUCUUCAGAGUCUCUCUCCCUGGCAUUGAGAAAAAUCAAAAUAAGAUCAAAUGUGAGAUUCAGAGGGAGGGAAGAGUAUGCAUCCAAGGAGUAGUGCCUGAGAUUGCGAUUCCAAGUGAAACCGGAUACUUGUACAGAAUGCAGGUGCAACAGCUCUGCCCUCCUGGUCCAUUCUCAAUCACGUUUAACCUUCCGGGACAAGUGGAUCCUCGUUUGUUUUCUCCUACGUUUAGAUCUGAUGGGAUCCUUGAAGUUGUUGUCGUCAAGCUCGGAGUGCGUGUCCCAACUUCAUAGUUCAAGUUUUCAUAUAACUAGGAGGAUAUCCAUCUCACUUAAAUCAGCAUUUAUAAGUAGCAUUCGGCCCGACCUAUAUAGGUCUUUUGGUUCAGAUUCAGAUGUUAGAGAGUCAAGACUGUUCUAGUUUUUUUUUUCUUUUUUUUUGUAAAAUCUUGUUCAAUGAUCAGAUUCCUUGAGAUGUU